Molecule: messenger RNA, 3554 nt
Organism: Rhincodon typus (whale shark)
Lineage: Eukaryota; Metazoa; Chordata; Chondrichthyes; Orectolobiformes; Rhincodontidae
Product: E3 ubiquitin-protein ligase TRIM39-like
Exons: 6
Coding region: 110-1408 (432 amino acids)
Molecular function (GO): protein binding
Source: RefSeq, a predicted model, not a curated record
CUGCCUGGGCGUGGUGUUUGGGGACAUCGAAACUCGAGAGAUAGAGAGAGAUCGCAGUUGUGUUGCUCACUCGCUGCCUGGUCUCCUGAUCCAGCGGACGCACAAGACCAUGCUGAGCGGGGCGAUGUGCUCGCUGUGCCUGGAUUUCUACCGGAACCCAGUGAAGAGCCCGUGCGGCCACAGUUUCUGCCGAAGCUGCCUGCUGCAGUACCCGGGCCACGGGCAGCUACAGUGUCCUCAAUGUCAGCAGGAGUUCGCCCAGAGCAGCGUCCGCACCGACAGGAGCCGCAGGAGGAGAGCGGACAAGGCUCGGCAACUGUUCAGCCGCCUGACCGACGACCAGGCUCUUUUAGGGGAGCAGGGAGCGGGCGCCUGCAGGUUCCAGCCGAACAGUACAAUGAAGGAGGUAGCGGAAGUGUAUAAGGAAAUGCUGCGGAACAAACUGGGUUCUCUUCAGAAGCAGAAGGAGCAUCUUGACCAGUGCCAAGGUGUAGAGGAAGCCAACCGAGUGGAACUGAAGAAAUACGUUGAAGAUCUCCGGGAGAAUAUCAUCUCAGAGUUUGCGGAAUUGAAGCAGUUUAUCAGGAGCGAAGAGGCAGCCCUGAUAGCAAGACUUGAAGAAAAGCAGAAGGUGGUGUCACGAGAAAUAGAGGAUAAUAUGAUAAAGAUUUCAACGGACUUGGCCUCUAUUAAUCAAACAAUAAGCAAAGUAGAAAGCUUGCUGGCUUUGCAAGAGGCUGAACUGCUGCAGGAUAUGAGGUCCAAUGUCAAAUGGUCCAGAGUCGAAUAUCAAGGUCCCAAAAUGCUUUCUGUUUCUCUGGCCCUGGGAGAGUUCAGUGGGCCUCUGCAAUAUAGAGUAUGGAGACGGAUGCUGAAGGAAAUAAAGACAGUUCCAGUGCCGCUGGUCAUCGAUCCCAAGACGGCACAUCCCCACCUCAGCCUGUCGGCCGAUUGCCGGCGACUGCACGCUGCCAGCGGGAAGCAACAGGCCAGGCGCCCGUGCAGGUUCGGCCGCUGCCUCUGCGCCCUGGGCUCGGAGGGAUUCACCUCGGGGACCGUCUACUGGGAGGUGAAGGUGAGGACCAACUGGGAGUGGGUGAUCGGGGUGGCCCCGCAAGCUAUCGUCGGGCUGAAGGGCCGCGGGCCCGAGGGUCGCGUCUGGGCCCUGAGGAGAUCAGGCGAGGAAUACUCGGCCCUGACCUCGCCUCACACCCUCCUGCGCCUCAGUGUCAAGCCCCAGAGGAUCGGCGUGUAUCUGGAUUACCAGGCAGGACAGCUAUCCUUCUACAACGCUGACGACAUGUCUCACCUUUACACUUUCACUGACACCUUCAGUGAGGAACUCUAUCCUUAUUUCUACACUGGCUGCAAAAUGGACCCGCUGAAGCUGGUGAGCUUGCGUUUUUAAAGAAUGGGAGGAGCCAGCUCCAUUUUUACACUUUACAUAGAAACAGGAGACAGCCAUUCAGCACAUCAGAAUCAUAGAGUUGUACAGCACGGAAACAGACCCUUCGGUCCAACUCGUGCAUGUUCACAGGACAUUCUAAAUUAACCCCAUUUGCCAGCAUUUGGCCCAUAUGCCUCUUACCCUUGCUAUUCAUAUACCCAUCCAGAUCCCUUUUAAAUGUUUUAAUUGUAUCAGCUUCCUCUGGCAGCUCAUACCAUACAUGCACCACCCUCUGCAUGAAAAAGUUGCCCCUUGGGUUCUUUUGAUAUCUUUCACCUUAAACAUAUGCCCUGUAGUUUUGAACUGGGUGAGCCUAUUCAUCCUUUCCAUGGCCCUCAUGAUUUUAUAAACCUUUAUAAGGUCAUCCCUGAGCCUCCGACGCUCCAGGGAAAAUAGCCCCAGCCUAUAUUCAGCCUCUCCCUAUAGCUCAAAACCUCCAGACCUGGCAACAUCCUUGAAAGGGUGCAGAAAAUAUUUACAAGUUUUGCUGUCCACUACAGCACCCAUUUUGAUGUCAUCUGCAAAUUUACUAACCAUACCCUGUCCAUCAUUCAAUCAGAUCGAGAACCGAUCUGUAUCUUAACUCCUGUUUACGUGCUCGGGUCCCUAUCCGCUGAUGUAUUACCUGACAAACAAAAAUUAUCAGAGGUAACAAGGUGUAGAGCUGGAUGAACACAGCAGGCCAAGCAGCAUCAGAGGAGCAGGAAGGCUGACGUUUUGGGCCUAGACCCUUCGUCAGAAAAAAAAAACAAAAAAUAUCUAUCAGUUUUGACAUUUUCAAUGCCCCGCCCCAACCCUCCAUUGUGCCAAGGAAUGCUCGCUGACAGCACUCCUGUUUCAGUCUUCAGGUUCUUCUCCCCUUGUUCAGGACCUACCCCACCCCCACCCCCCCAUCAAAGUUCCCGACCCAGGGAACUAUUUCUCCUCUUCUAUUCUGUGAAAUCCUUUUGAUGUUUGUAACAUCAGGUUAGUUGACUGGGGAACUGAGUAGCAUAACGUAACCCUCUAAAGCCCAACAGGUGUCAAAAUGUGGAAAUGUUCCUUUGGGUGAUGCUCAUCUGAGUUUAGCAUUCGGUUGUGUUAACAACGGAAGUGUUGAUGAAAUGUAACGUUAUCCUGAUCAUUUGUGAUAUUCUAACUCAACCUAGAAUCCAAUUCUCCUGCCCCCCCAACCCCCGACUUUGCUUUCUCACCAUUGCCUUGUCCUUGAAGUAACAGCUUAUCAAGGGCCAAAAAAAAAAUUUCAUUCACCACCACUAGGAGGAGUUAAAGCAAAUUAUAUAGAUCCAUCUCAGGGCAAGCAAGAUGGUGAGUGAGAAUAGAGGCUUUGUUAAGGGUUUUUGUACCACAGUGGUAGUGUCUUUGCCUCUGGGCUGGAAGGCCUGGUUUCAAGGACCACUUGUGCCAGAGGCGUAUCUCAAACUAACUGUUUCAAAACAUCUUGAAGGAUUUACCGAUCAGGCAAAAGUGGUGGUGGGAAGCAGUUCACACAGACUAGGAACACCAAUAAAGAUUUGUUCAUAAGUUUUCAAUUACUAUUAUUAGGAGAACAACAUCAUCACAUUUACUCUAACCCUUUUCCAAAUUAUAUUUGUGCUGCAAAUCCAAUCAUUACUUUACAAGUAGCAGCACAUUUUCUGAAUUUCAUUGCAUGAGUUGAAAUUGUCUUGUUACAUUUUGAUUUGCGGAUUAUUUACAAUUGUAUUUCUUCGCCAAUGUACGAAUUAGAGAGAUCGAGAACUGAUAAUAAGCCUUUGAUAUUGGACCUGUUCAUUGCACAAUAAUAUGGCACUUUUGCCUGGGUUCAAGUCCCAACUGUUCCAGAGAUGUACAAUAAAACCUCUGAACAGGUUGAUUAGAAAUAUGUAGACUGCUUUAAAAUUACAUUGAAUCAUUUCCUGCAUAUUUUUUGUUUGCACUUUUAUGUUCCAUCUAAUAAUAAGCAAUGAUCAGAUUAAUUUAUAUGUGAUUGAAUUAGUAUAUGCAUGUAUAAUAGAGUGGUGAUGUUGUGAGCCCUCAUGAUUUUGAAACAUUUCAGCAUGGAUAUUGAUGUUAGAAAUUGUAAUUAUCAUAUUAUUUAAAGUAAAGAACUUUACAGCUUUGCAAA